Messenger RNA from Phacochoerus africanus (Common warthog), 7675 nucleotides. It is a transcript of the gene ABCA4, whose product is annotated as ATP binding cassette subfamily A member 4. The transcript has 50 exons. The record is from RefSeq and is a predicted model, not a curated record. The coding region runs from base 115 to 6945 and encodes 2276 amino acids. Gene Ontology annotation, molecular function: ATP binding; ATP hydrolysis activity; ABC-type transporter activity. Gene Ontology annotation, cellular component: plasma membrane; intracellular membrane-bounded organelle. NCBI's taxonomy places the organism in Eukaryota, Metazoa, Chordata, Mammalia, Artiodactyla, Suidae. Gene Ontology annotation, biological process: transmembrane transport; visual perception; lipid transport.
GACACAGCAGCCUGAGCCGGAGGUGCUCGGGGCGCCAUUUCUGCCUGUUGGGGCCCCUGAGCCCCGGCCGUAGACAGAGGGCCGCUGACCUCCCGCUCUUCCGUGGUCUCCAGCAUGGGCUUCGCCAGGCAGAUCAGGCUUCUGCUCUGGAAGAACUGGACCCUGCGCAAAAGGCAAAAGAUUCGCUUUGUAGUGGAACUCGUGUGGCCUUUAUCUUUAUUUCUGGUCUUGAUCUGGUUAAGGAAUGUCAACCCGCUCUACAGCCAACACGAAUGCCAUUUUCCCAACAAGGCGAUGCCCUCAGCAGGAAUGCUGCCAUGGCUCCAAGGAAUUUUCUGCAAUGUGAACAAUCCUUGUUUUCAAAGUCCCACCCCAGGAGAAUCUCCUGGAAUUGUGUCAAACUAUAAUAACUCCAUCUUGGCAAGGGUAUAUCGAGAUCUUCAAGAACUCCUCAUAGAAGCACCAGAGAGCCAGCACCUCGGCCAGGUUUGGACAGAACUCCGCACCUUGUCCCAACUCAUGAACACCCUCCGGACGCACCCUGAGAGGAUUGCAGGACGAGGAAUACGGAUUCGGGAUGUCCUGAAAGACGAGGAGACCCUGACGCUAUUUCUCACGAAGAACAUCGGCCUGUCCGACUCGGUUAUCGACCUUCUCAUCAACUCCCAAGUCCAUCCAGAGCAGUUUGCUCACGGAGUCCCAGACCUGAUGCUGAGGGACAUCGCCUGCAGCGAGGCCCUCCUGGAGCGCUUCCUGACCUUCCCGCAGCGCCGCGGGGUGCCAGCAGUGCGAGAGGCCUUGUGCCCCCUCUCCCAGGGGGCCCUGCAGUGGAUAGAAGACACUCUGUACGCCAACGUGGACGUCUUCAAGCUCUUCCGUGUGCUUCCCAGACUCGUAGAUGGCGGUUCUCAGGGUGUCGAUCUGAGGUCCUGGGGAAGAAUAUUAUCUGAUAUGUCACCAAGAAUUCAAGAAUUUAUCCACCGGCCGAGCGUUCAAGACUUGCUGUGGGUGACCAGGCCGCUCGUGCAGACUGGCGGUCCAGAGACCUUUACCCAGCUGAUGGACAGCCUGUCUGACCUGCUGUGUGGCUACCCAGAGGGAGGAGGCUCUCGGGUGUUCUCCUUCAACUGGUACGAAGACAAUAACUAUAAGGCCUUCCUGGGGAUUGACUCCACAAGGAAAGAGUCAGUCUAUUCUUACGACAAAAGAACAACGACCUUUUGUAACGCGUUGAUCCAGCGCCUGGAGUCAAACCCUCUCACCAAAAUAGCCUGGAGGGCAGCAAAGCCUUUGCUGAUGGGAAAAAUCCUCUUUACGCCAGAUUCCCCCGCAACACGCAGGAUCCUAAAGAACGCCAAUUCGACCUUUGAAGAGCUGGAGCGGGUCAGGACAUUGGUCAGAGCCUGGGAAGAAGUAGGGCCCCAGAUCUGGUACUUCUUUGACAAAAGCACACCAAUGGCCAUGAUCAGAGACUCCCUGGAGAACCCGACGGUAAAAGCCGCUUUCAACAGGCAAUUUGGCGAGGGAGGUAUUACUGCCGAAGCCAUACUGAGCUUCCUCUACAGGGGUCCUCGAGAGGGCCGGGCUGACGAUGUGGCCAGCUUCGACUGGAGGGAUGUGUUUAACACCACCGAUCGCACCCUGCGCCUGGCCAAUCAGUACCUGGAGUGCCUGAUCCUGGAUAAGUUUGAAGGCUACGAUGAUGAAUUUCAGCUCAUCCAACGAGCUCUGUCUCUGCUGGAGGAAAACAGGUUCUGGGCUGGCGUGGUAUUCCCUGACCUGUAUCCUUGGACCAGCUCCCUGCCACCCCACGUGAGGUACAAGAUCCGAAUGGACAUAGAUGUGGUGGAGAAAACCAACAAGAUCAAAGACAGGUACUGGGAUUCUGGCCCCAGAGCCGACCCCGUGGAAGACUUCCGCUACAUCUGGGGAGGCUUUGCCUACCUGCAGGACAUGGUUGAACAGGGGAUCACAAGGAGCCAGGCCCAGGCCGAGGUGCCCGUCGGCAUCUAUCUCCAGCAGAUGCCUUACCCCUGCUUCGUGGAUGAUGCGUUUAUGAUCAUCCUGAACCGCUGUUUCCCUGUCUUCAUGGUGCUGGCCUGGAUCUACUCCGUCUCCAUGACCGUAAAGAGCAUCGUCUUGGAGAAGGAGUUGAGACUGAAGGAGACCUUGAAAAACCAGGGUGUCUCCAAUGCCGUGAUUUGGUGUGCCUGGUUCCUGGACAGCUUUUCUAUCAUGUCGAUGAGCAUCUGCCUCCUGACACUCUUCAUCAUGCAUGGAAGGAUCCUACAUUACAGCAAUCCGUUCAUCCUCUUCCUGUUCCUGUUGGCUUUCUCCACUGCUACGAUCAUGCAGUGCUUCCUGCUCAGCACCUGCUUCUCCAGGGCCAACCUUGCAGCAGCCUGUGGUGGCGUCAUCUACUUCACCCUCUACCUGCCCCACAUUCUCUGCUUCGCCUGGCAGGACCGGAUGUCUGCCGACCUGAAGAUGGCUGUGAGCCUGUUAUCACCCGUGGCGUUUGGAUUUGGCACCGAGUACCUGGUUCGCUUUGAGGAGCAAGGCCUGGGGCUGCAGUGGAGCAACAUCGGGAAUAGUCCCAUGGAAGGGGAUGAAUUCAGUUUUCUCAUGUCCAUGAAGAUGAUGCUUCUUGAUGCUGCUCUGUAUGGCUUGCUUGCCUGGUAUCUUGACCAUGUUUUUCCAGGGGACUAUGGAACUCCACUUCCUUGGUACUUUCUUUUACAAGAGUCUUACUGGCUUGGUGGUGAAGGGUGUUCGACCCGAGAAGAAAGGGCGCUGGAGAAGACAGAACCUGUGACGGAGGAGAUGGAGGACCCCGAGCACCCGGAGGGAAUAAAUGAGUGCUUCUUCGAGCGUGAGCUCCCAGGCUUGGUCCCCGGGGUGUGCGUGAAGAAUCUGGUAAAGACUUUUGAGCCCUAUGGCCGGCCGGCCGUGGACCGCCUGAACAUCACCUUCUAUGAAAACCAGAUCACCGCCCUCCUCGGCCACAACGGAGCAGGGAAAACUACCACCUUGUCCAUCAUGACAGGUCUGUUGCCACCGACAUCCGGGACCGUGCUCGUUGGGGGAAAGGACGUCGAAACCAGCCUGGAUGCCGUCCGGCAGAGCCUGGGCUUGUGUCCACAGCACAACAUCCUGUUCCACCACCUCACCGUGGCCGAGCACAUCCUGUUCUACGCCCAGCUGAAAGGGAAGUCCUGGGAGGAGGCCCAGCUGGAGAUGGAAGCCAUGCUGGAGGACACAGGCCUCCACCACAAGAGGAACGAAGAAGCGCAGCAUCUGUCAGGUGGCAUGCAGAGGAAGCUGUCGGUUGCCAUUGCCUUCGUGGGAGAUGCCAAGGUGGUGGUUCUGGAUGAGCCCACCUCCGGGGUGGACCCCUACUCGAGGCGCUCAAUCUGGGACCUGCUCCUGAAGUAUCGCCCAGGCAGAACCAUCAUCAUGUCCACUCACCACAUGGACGAGGCCGACCUCCUCGGGGAUCGAAUCGCCAUCCUUGCCCAGGGGCGGCUCUACUGCGCCGGCACCCCGCUCUUCCUCAAGAGCUGCUUUGGCACCGGCUUCUACUUGACCUUGGUGCGCAAGACGAAGACCGUCCAGAGCCACGGCAGAGGCUGCGCGGGGACCUGCAGCUGUGCGUCUAAGGGCGUCUCCGGCAGGUGUCCAGCCUGUGUCAAUGAGAUGACUCCAGAGCAAGUCUUGGACGGGGACGUGAGCGAGCUGGUGGAUGUGGUCCAACACCACGUUCCGGAGGCGAAGCUGGUGGAGUGCAUUGGUCAAGAGCUUAUCUUCCUUCUUCCGAGUAAGAAUUUCAAGCAGAGAGCCUAUGCCAGCCUUUUCAGGGAGCUGGAGGAGACGCUGGCUGACCUGGGGCUCAGCAGCUUUGGCAUUUCCGACACUCCCCUGGAAGAGAUUUUUCUGAAGGUCACGGGGGAUUCUGGCCCAGGACCUCUGUUUGCAGGCAGCACUCGGCAGAACAAAGAAGACGUCAGCCUCCGACACCCCUGCUCGGGUCCUCGUGGGAAAGCGAUACAGACUCCCCAGGGCACCGACGGCGGCUGCCCGGAGCCGGCUCCUCCCCUGGGGGGCCAGGGGCACAGCCGGCUCAACACGGGAGCGUGGCUGGUGGCCCAGCACGUGCAGGCGCUGCUAGUCAAGCGGUUCCACCACACCGUCCGCAGCCGCAGGGACUUCCUGGCGCAGAUUGUGCUUCCGGCCACUUUUGUGUGUUUGGCUCUCAUGCUCUCCAUCAUCAUCCCGCCUUUCGGUGACUAUCCUGCUCUGACCCUUCACCCCUGGAUGUAUGGGCAGCAGUACACCUUCUUCAGCAUGGACCAGCCGGACAGUGAGCUGCUCGCGACACUGGCAGACGUCCUCGUGAACAAACCAGGCUUUGGCAACCGCUGCCUGAAAGAAGAGUGGCUUCCGGAGUUCCCCUGUGGCAAUUCAACCCCCUGGAAGACUCCCUCUGUGUCCCCGGACGUCACCCACCUGCUCCAGAAGCAGAAGUGGACAGCAGACCAGCCCUCGCCGGCCUGCAGGUGCAGCACCAGAGAGAAGCUCACCAUGCUCCCUGAGUGCCCCGAGGGCGCAGGGGGGCUCCCGCCCCCGCAGAGGACUCAGCGCAGCACCGAAAUUCUGCAAGACCUCACCGGCAGGAACAUCUCCGACUUCUUGGUAAAAACGUAUCCUGCUCUUAUACGAAGCAGCUUGAAGAGUAAAUUCUGGGUCAAUGAACAGAGGUACGGAGGAAUUUCCAUCGGAGGAAAGCUGCCGCCUCCCCCCAUCACUGCGGAAGCACUGGUUGAGUUUUUAAGCGACCUUGGCCAGUUAAUGAACGUGAGCGCGGGCCCUUUCACCAGAGAAGCCUCUGCAGAAAUGUCUGCUUUCCUUAAACAUCUAGAAACUGAAGACAACAUUAAGGUGUGGUUUAACAACAAAGGCUGGCAUGCCCUGGUCAGCUUCCUCAACGUGGCCCACAACGCCGUCUUGCGGGCCAGCCUGCGCGAGGCCAGCAGCCCCGAGGAGCACGGCAUCACCGUCAUAAGCCAGCCCCUGAACCUGACCAAGGAGCAGCUCUCCGAGAUCACAGUGCUGACCACUUCAGUGGACGCUGCGGUGGCCAUCUGCGUGAUUUUUGCCAUGUCCUUCAUCCCUGCCAGCUUUGUCCUUUAUUUGAUCCAGGAGAGGGUGAGCAAAGCCAAGCACCUCCAGUUUGUCAGCGGAGUGAGCCCCACCACCUAUUGGCUGACCAGCUUCCUCUGGGACAUGAUGAAUUACACUGUGAGCGCCGCGCUGGUGGUGAGCAUCUUCGUCGGGUUUCAGAAGAAAGCCUACACAUCCCCGGACAAUCUUCCCGCCCUGGUUGCUCUGCUCCUGCUGUACGGGUGGGCGGUCAUCCCCAUGAUGUACCCAGCGUCCUUCCUCUUUGACGUCCCCAGCACAGCCUAUGUGGCCUUAGCUUGUGCUAAUCUGUUCAUCGGCAUCAACAGCAGUGCCAUCACCUUCAUCUUGGAAUUAUUUGAGAAUAACCAGACACUGCUCAGGUUCAAUGCCAUGCUGAGGAAGCUGCUCAUCAUCUUCCCCCACUUCUGCCUGGGCCGGGGCCUCAUUGACCUGGCGCUGAGCCAGGCUGUGACAGACGUCUAUGCCCGGUUUGGUGAGGAGCACUCCUCCAGUCCCUUCCAGUGGGACCUGAUCGGGAAGAACCUGGCUGCCAUGGCAGCAGAAGGGGUGGCAUACUUCCUCCUGACCCUCCUCAUCCAGCACCAGUUCUUCUUCCGCCGAUGGACGACAGAGCCGGCCACGGAGCCCAUCGACAAUGAAGAUGAGGAUGUGGCUGAAGAAAGACAAAGAAUUAUCGGUGGGGGAACUAAAACUGAUAUCUUAAGGCUAAAUGAACUAACCAAGAUCUACCCAGGCGCGUCCAGCCCGGCGGUGGACAGGCUGUGCGUGGGAGUCCGGCCCGGAGAGUGCUUUGGCCUCCUGGGAGUGAACGGAGCUGGCAAAACGACCACGUUCAAGAUGCUCACUGGGGACACCACAGUGACCUCAGGAGAUGCCACCGUAGCAGGCAAGAGUAUUUUAACCAAUAUUGCUGACGUCCACCAAAGCAUGGGCUACUGUCCGCAGUUUGAUGCCAUCGACGACCUGCUCACAGGGCGAGAGCACCUCCACCUUUACGCACGGCUUCGGGGUGUGCCAGCCGAGGAAAUCAAGAGGGUGACAGACUGGAGUAUUCAGAGCCUGGGCCUGUCCCUCUACGCAGACUGCCUGGCCGGCACCUACAGCGGAGGCAAUAAGCGGAAACUCUCCACAGCCAUCGCGCUGAUAGGCUGCCCGCCGCUCCUGCUGCUGGACGAGCCCACCACGGGCAUGGACCCCCAGGCUCGCCGCAUGCUGUGGAAUGCCAUCAUGGGCAUCAUCAGAGAAGGGAGAGCUGUGGUCCUCACCUCCCACAGCAUGGAGGAGUGCGAGGCCCUGUGCACCCGGCUGGCCAUCAUGGUGAAGGGCGCCUUCCAGUGUCUGGGCACCAUUCAGCACCUCAAGUACAAGUUUGGAGACGGCUACAUCGUCACGAUGAAAAUCAAGUCGCCGAAGGACGACCUGCUUCCCGACCUGGGCGCCGUGGAGCAGUUCUUCCGGGGGAGCUUCCCGGGCAGCGUGCUGCGGGAGCGGCACCACAACAUGCUCCAGUUCCAGGUCGCCUCCGCCUCCCUGGCCAGGAUCUUCCGGCUGCUGGUCUCGCACAAGGACAGCCUGCUCGUCGAGGAGUACUCGGUCACGCAGACCACGCUGGACCAGGUGUUUGUGAACUUUGCUAAACAGCAGACUGAAAUGACACACGACUUCCCUCUGCACCCGCGAGCGGCUGGAGCCAGCCGACAGGCCAAGGAAGUGGACAAAGGCAAUCCCGCACCUCAGAGAUGACCUGAAUGACGACUGUGGGGCUUUUAAGGCAGAGCAUGAUAACUUUCUUAGGCACAGUCACAGCCAUUGGACACGGCACAGAGGGCGUAGAUGCCCUCUAAGAUGCCAGCAGGUGUGCACACAGGGGCCCAUGCCCCCUUUAAAACCUCGGGGCUGGAGAGUCAGAGCACCCACGGGAUCAUCUGGCCCAACCUUUUCGCAGACAAGGAAACAAGCAUAGCCCGUAAGCUUAGGUGACCAGCGCCCUCUGCUGAGCUUCCUUCAGAGCUUGAUUGACAGCCGUUGAACCUCUAGUCUCAAAGCCGUCCUGCUAUCGCUUCAGCAAACGGAGAUGAGGACUGUUCAGCUGCUCGCCUUCCACAGUGCUUGACCGCUGCAGCGGAGAGGAGCCCCGGGCAGCUGGCACGGCCGGCACCUUUGCCCCAUGCUCAUCUGCUGGGAUCGGCCAACAUAAGUGAUCCCUCGGCAUCAGAAACAAACGCAUGUGGGGUACACAGCGAACUCCAGACGGGCUCUUUUGGAAGGAAACCAGGACUCGCUGGCCUGGAACAUCUGGGGGUGAAACUGACCCAGCCAGCUGAGCACAAACCCCUCUCAUCUGCAGAAGUAGAAAUCUCGCUUCAUCUCCUGGAGGCUGUGGCCUCACACUGCCCUCAUUUCACGUGGAUCUGCUGUUUUCUGUGUGUGUUUUAUCUUUAAUGUGUAAGUAAAACGCAAGCUGCUGAUCCCA